GAGUGGGAGCAGGAGAGGACAGUGUCGAGCUGAUACUGCUCGCCGCUGAUUGCAAAAUCCUGGGCGAUUGUAUCUGUUGACUGGGUAAAUCUGUUGUGGUGCCAGAAAGUGAUCCCUGUAGGUCAGAGCCAGGUGGCCAGCCUAUUUCCCGGAAAAGAAGACUUCGCGAAUUUACUCAUUCCUUCGCUGCCUUACUCACCCUCCCCAUCUGAUUCCUCCCCCGGGUACUUCUUCCCAGGACAGCGCAGCUGAGGUGGGACAUUACGGCGCUGGAAACCGACACGGAAAAGAGCUUGAGAGGGAGCCAGGGCAACAUUCAUUGGCAAACUAACACUUAUAUUUAAAUUGGAUCGCAAUUUUAAAACACUAAUUGUUUAAAAUAAAGAGAACAUCAUUUGCCAGGAAAAGAGUAGCAUUUACGAGAAAAAAACUUAAUAGUUCAGAUGAAUGACCAUUCAUUAAACGUUUGCAUUUUUACAAAGUGAUAACCCAUUAAGCAUAAUGUAAAGUCACAUUGAAUGAGCAGGAAACCACCCCUUCACCCUGCGAUCCUGUCGGCAGGGCCUAGCUUCCCUCUCCAUCCGGACUUAUUGGAUGAAAAGGAACCGGCGGUACGGUCGCCACAAGUAAUUUUCGGAUUUCUCGCCUGCCCGUCAAACAACUUGGAUCGCAGCAUCGCUCCAACUCGGCGUCUAGACAAUGACUCAUCAGCACUCGGGAGGUUCUGAUUGACGUGAGGACCCGACCAAUCACGGGCAGCCUUAUCGCCAGGGCGGGCGGGGUUAAGUGGGCAAGGGGCGGCUCGAAGAAGGAAGUGGUUGCACGCCGCCUUGAGGAGUUGGGACGGACAGCGUGAGCCGGCGGUUGAGGGGCCUCGUGCUUUACACACAAAGGCAGAAUUUCGUAGGCCCACUGCCGUCGUCAUGCUGCGGAAGGGGAGCUCCUCGCUGUGGGAGUUGCUGGAGAGCGGCCUAAAGCUGGCCGCCGGCGGCGGUGUCGGUGUCGGUGCCGGUGCCGCGGUGCGGUCGAGUCUCCAGCAGCAGCUGCAACGCGGCCUGCACCAUGGUGACGGGGGGUGGUGUCGGCGUCUCGGGGCUGCUGCUUACAGCACCGGCGGCUCGUCGGAAGCGGCCCCGGAGCAGGGCGAAGCAGUCACCUCACCGGUGCCCACCGAUAAUUCAGCCCUGGAGAAGAAAAAGCACAAAGCAGGUCUUCUCCCCAGUCUGGAAGAUCUUCUGUUUUACACAAUUGCUGAAGGGCAGGAGAAGAUUCCAAUUCAUAAGUUUAUUACUGUCCUAAAAUCAACAGGAUUAAGAACAUCUGAUCCUCGAUUGAAGGAGUGUAUGGAUAUGCUUAGAACAAAUGUGCAAGCAGCUUCUGAUGGAGUUCUGCUUGACAAAGAACUCUUUAAAAAGUGUGUCGGAAGCAAUAUUGUGCUGCUCACUCAAGCUUUCAGGAGGAAGUUUGUCAUUCCAGAAUUUGAAAUAUUUACAUCCCAUAUUGAUGGUCUUUAUGAGAUAGCCAAAAGAAUGACCGGAGGAAAGGUUGCUGAUUAUAUUCCACAGCUGGCUAAGUUUAGCCCAGAUUUGUGGGGUGUGUCCUUGUGCACAGUGGAUGGUCAAAGGCAUUCAGUUGGUGAUACCAAAGUUCCCUUUUGUCUUCAAUCCUGUGUGAAACCAUUGAAAUAUGCUGUUGCCAUACAUGACCUUGGGACUGAGAAUGUUCACAAAUAUGUUGGUAAAGAACCCAGUGGAUUACGUUUCAACAAACUCUUCCUGAAUGAAGAAGAUAAACCACACAAUCCAAUGGUAAAUGCUGGGGCCAUUGUAGUAACUUCACUUAUUAAGCAUGGACUAAGCAAUGCAGAAAAAUUUGAUUAUGUUACACAGUUCUUGAAUCAAAUGGCUGGAAAUGAAUAUGUUGGCUUUAAUAAUGCAACUUUCCAGUCUGAAAGAGAAACUGGAGACAGGAAUUUUGCUAUUGGAUACUACCUAAAGGAAAAGAAGUGUUUUCCAGAAAACAGUGAUAUGACUAGUGUCCUGGACUUCUAUUUCCAGCUGUGUUCCAUUGAAGUAACUUGUGAAUCAGCCAGUGUAAUGGCUGCAACACUGGCCAAUGGCGGCAUUUGUCCAAUCACAGGGGAGAGAGUCCUGAGCCCAGAGGCUGUUAGAAAUACAUUGAGUUUGAUGCAUUCAUGUGGCAUGUAUGACUUCUCAGGACAGUUUGCCUUUCAUGUGGGUCUCCCAGCAAAAUCUGGAGUUUCUGGUGGCAUUUUGUUGGUGGUACCAAAUGUGAUGGGCAUUAUGUGUUGGUCUCCACCUCUAGACAAACUUGGCAACAGUGUAAGGGGUAUUCAAUUUUGUCAGGAUCUUGUCUCUCUAUUUAACUUUCAUAAUUAUGACAACCUGAGGCACUUCUCUAAAAAGCAUGAUCCACGGAGAGAAGGUGGUGAAGUACGGCAAUCCCUCGGAUCAAUGGAUUAUGAAAGUCUCCAGAAAGAGCUUGCACUUAAUGGGACUCUGUGGAAAAAUGUAUCAACUGAACCAAAUGAGGAGGAUUCUUCCACUACCAUUGUUUAUAGAAUGCAAGGUCCUGCUUUAAGCUGAAGGAAUUGGGUGAUAUAUGUUUUUGCUGCUCUUGAAGAUUUAUGGUUGUUUCUGAAGUGAUUGUUUGUAUGCACAAGAUUAUCUUAUUAGCACUUUGAGUGAGCUAAUAUAUAUUUUGCUUCUAUUGUUUCUUGGAAAGAGGAGUAAAUUAGUUUGCUCUAAUGAUAUGAGCUUUCAAGGCAUCACUCCCAAUCAUUUCGUUUGCAAAUCUUUUAUUAAAUGUUACCAUGUACCAUCCUCUGUAUUGUCCAGCUUGGGAUUGCCUUACACAUCAUGGACGUUUGAUAGUCUAGUCAUAAGCAGAAGCUCAUGGACUCGCGUGGGGGUGGGGAAGGUUGGAUUCUACUUGCUGUGUUUGUGUUGGAAGUGGAGUAUCUGUCUGUUCUAAUCCUAUCUUCUGUCACUGAGCCCAUACACAUCUAUGGUGUGAUGUGUCAAGUGCUCAACAAAUACUCACAUGUGAGAGUAUCUGCCUCUGCCAUCCUCUCAAUGGUCUCCUUUACAACCCUAUACAGUUACCCUGAAUUUCUCUUAGGCUGAUCACUUGAUUCUUGUUUUGCAUGCAGUCCCGUAGCUAAAUCUUCCAAAUGCAUAAUGCUUUUGAAAAUCCUGUUCCAUCAUACUACCACUACCUUUUAAUUCCUCUGCUACAUUUAAAUAUAUAUUCCCAGACAAGCCAAAAUUUUCUCUAAUUAGAUAGAGCAGAGUCAUUGCUAUCACUUCAGAACUUGUUUCCUGAUCACUGAUUGCAUCCUUUUUACUGUCACCUUGCGCUGAAACGUUACUUAGAUUUUGCUGUCUAAGUUUGAUUCUGUGCCAAUGUUACAAUUGAUACCUACCACCUCAAUAACAUCAUACCAAUCUAUCCCAGCCUUAGUUUUGUUGCUGUAUCUUCACCCUUGGCUUUGCUGUUGAAGACUUUUAGUUCUAGGCCUGAUAAUCAGUUCCUCACUGGAUUCCCAAAUUAAAUCCAUUAUAAACAGGAUGUCAUGAGAAUUUUACUGCCCAUGUUGUAACAGCAAGACUUGCUUGCCUUUUGCUUCAAUACUCGGUAACUACAUUGGUUCUGAGUUCUCUAACACCACAUCAUGGCUUUAUCUCCUUGUUCUGUAAUUACUUUCAAUGCUGAAUUUGCUGCACCGGCUCCUUGAGUGUCUACCACCUUCUUGUGCACUGUUUGCACCUGAUUGGAUUGGACUUUGAACAGAUCAGUUCUUCCUCCAACCUCUGCCUUUCCAUUCUUUCCUUUUCAGAUCCUCAAAUUUUACUUCUGGACUUUAGAUGCCCAUUUUAAAAUUUCGUUCCUUUAGUGUCCUUGUCUGGUUAUGCUUUUGCAACUUGCCUUGGGAUAUAUCCCUACAGUAUGAGGGGACCAUUCACAAUUCAUCUUUCCCAUAGGAAUUUUAGGUAGGUAUUAUACUUUUCCUCCAAUCAGUCUUCCUUUCCAAGCCCAUUUAGAAUGUUACUUACGUCCAGUAUCUGUAGUAAUUAGAAAAAUGAAGACAUGGUGCCACUUCUGUUUCAAUUGUAUAAGGGAAAAACCCAAAUGAGACUGGAUUCUGCCAAAAGCAACAUUCCAUGAGAGUGCAAACAGAACUUUUUGACAGUAGUCUUGGUGGGCAUUGUUGCAUUUGUAUCUCAUUUAUCCUUGACUGUAAAGAUGAAUGAAUUGUAGUAAGUUGCAAGGAAAAAGCUGUCUUAUUGUAUCUAAUGUUUGCAGGCUGGAAAUAAUUUUGUUGCAGCUAUAUUUUAUGUGAGGCUAUUGAGAUAAUAUUGGAAACUGGCAUAGGUGAAUAUUGAACUUUAGAGUUUAAUGUCCACUUUAAUCAACAAAUGGCCCAAAUUGCUAUGGCUAAAAUUUAAGACUUGGGUACAGUAGAUAGCAUUACAUUCAAGUAUUUUUAAGGUAGUGUUCCUCAGUCAAGCAAUAGAAUUCAGAUUGUCAAGAUGUAUUUAUAAUGAGAAGAUUUGUUAUUAAUAGUAAUGAGGCUGUCAUAACUGCAGCUUAUCUUCUGGAUUUUUACUUCUGUGGCUGGCAGCUAGUCUGAAUUUUAUCGGUGGUGUUAUGCUAUGAUAUUGUCUACACUUUUUACUAGAUGUUGUCAUAUUACUAGGUGAGUUUGGCUGUGCAUGAACAAAAAUAAAGGAAAUCAGCAAAUAACAUUUCAUGACUUAAGAUUUUAUGAAAAGUAUUAACAUAUUAUAAAGGCAGUAUUUGUAAAUUGGCAUUAAAUAUCUGAUUGUAGCUCAGAUUUUAGAGUUCACUGAAUUAGUAGAUCUUGCAUUUCUUAGAGCUGCCCUUUUAUUGAUAGACUUUUUUCAGUGGCAGGUUGGCAGUGGACUGAUACAGAUUUUAUGCCUUCAGAGAUCUGGGGUUUAAAAUAAAGUAGAAAUUCCAAGCAGCCAUACUGUAAUAAAUUGUGGAACAAGCUUAUCAGGGUUGGGGGGGGGGGGUAGGGAGGGGGGGAGAGAGAGAGAGAAUAACACAAUCCCAAUCCUUGGAUUUUGUUUAUCUUUUGCUACUUAGAUCAAGGUUGAUUUUCAGUUUGAUUAACUAGUGUUGUGCACAAUAUUGAGACCUUAAGAAUUAUACCUGAAGUUGUAUUAUUGAUGCCUUUUUAAUUUACAAGUUGAAAAAUAUGUGCUUUCCUAGUUUCUAUUGUGAAGAAUCUGAUAUAAAGUAUAAAUGUAAUAAAACAUUACUCUUUGGGUGAGGAUAGAAAUUUAAUAGAGUUUCUGUUUUCUUGACAUUUUCAUAAAUUUGCUGUUGAAUUUGCUAGUACAUAAAUGUCAGUAUUUCCUUCCUGAAGUUGAUAGAAAUGGUGUAUAUAAAGCAACAUCUUUAGAUUUGCAAUAUAUUAUCUAGUAUACCAAAGACUACAAAUUCCACGUAUUUUGAAAAUAAGUUGACCAUAUUGUAUGAAAGCAUCCCAGGACAGAUUUAGGGCUUCAGGCUUCUGGUCUAGGAUAUUAGUUCUUGGAUUCUUUGGGAGAAGGGAAGAAAUCGGAAUACAAAUAGCUCAUGAAUUGUUAGACAUUUUUUAACUCACAGGACAACAUCGUGUUACAAGGUGUUAAAUUGGAGCUUGAUUGGCUUAAGUAGGCAAUGCAUCAGAUUUAUUUACAACAGGAAUUGUGAGCAAUUGAUUUUAUUCCAUUAUUACAGAAAUAGUUUUUUGGGGUAAAACUCCAACUAUGGUGUAGUUCAUUACAUUUACUUAUUUCUGUUACAGUUUAAACCAAGUUGCUUGCAAAUUUUGAUUUAGUUAUUUUUUCAUUGGCAUUGUGAUGAUUUAGCAAUGGAUAUUUAUCGAUCAGUUUUUGAUGUUAUCUGAAUGAUUAUACUUACAGCACAAAUAUGUUCUAAUAUUCUUAAACAAUGGAUUCAGGUUAAUUGGGACUGAUCGUGAUCAGUACAUUUUGGCCCAGUUAAGUGGCUUAAUAACAAAACAAGGUACUGUUUAACUGAGUCUCAAAUGAUGUAUUUAAAUGAAAUACAGAACAAAUUAGAACUAAUAUUGCUACAGUACUAUAAAACUACAUUAGUCCCUAAUAGUUAUUAGUGGAAGAAUUCAUCCGAGGUAUGCUGCCCUGUUAUUUGAUUGACUGGAAAUGAACAAAAUCAGUACAGGCACAUAAUACAGAUAGUAGACUAUUAUCAUACAAUAGUUUUGACAACUGCAAUCUCCAAAUCUUUUUCAUUGUAACAUUCAGAAUGAUUGUUUCUUUGACAUUCAUGGCCAUUUCAGACAUCUCCAAACUGAAGGCUUGGAACUGCAGAGAGCAAAACAGUUGGGAAUUGUCUUACUGAUGACUUCUUGCUAACGAUCAGUUACAAAAAUCACUGCUUUUUGAACACAAAUACAUGCAACUAAUGCAUUUUUAAAGACUGUUCCCUCUGAGCAGGGUGUAGUGUCUUUACGGUCACACAGGUACUGUUAGAAAUUGUUCAGCCAACAAUCUCCUGUCCUGAUUAAACAGCAUAGUGUUUCAAAUAAAAGAGGGGAAUCCCAGCUGUUUUCUUGAUUAGUUUUUGUUCUUUUAAGAGUUGUCCGCAGUGAGCGGCUGCCCUGAUUAACAGAUGGCCCAAUUAACCAAUAUCCACUGUAUUUGUAAUAUCAAAAGUGUCCUGCUACUGUUGUGCUGCAAAGCAGGUGUACAGUGGCAGUUAUUAUGUUGCUAAUAUCUUGAUAGUCAAUUUAAAUGGCUAUAUAAAAUUUGCAUUUGCAGAUUAAAGUAUUCUGUUCAAUGAAGAUAAAAAUAGAUACUCAAGUUACAGUGUUAAAACAUGUGAAAAUGCUAAAAAUGUAUCAUAUUAGGCUUUUAAUGUUUUAUACUUGUUGCAUUUCUAGUAUCUUUGCCUUUUAUGUAUUACUUUGCAACAGUAAUCAACUUUUGUUUUGCAUUUUGCUUCAUAGUACUUUGUAUCUAAUAAAACUGUUUUAUAUCACA
Messenger RNA from Hypanus sabinus (Atlantic stingray), 7058 nucleotides. RefSeq names its product glutaminase kidney isoform, mitochondrial-like. The coding region runs from base 924 to 2606 and encodes 560 amino acids. NCBI's taxonomy places the organism in Eukaryota, Metazoa, Chordata, Chondrichthyes, Myliobatiformes, Dasyatidae. The record is from RefSeq and is a predicted model, not a curated record. Gene Ontology annotation, biological process: L-glutamine catabolic process. Gene Ontology annotation, molecular function: glutaminase activity; protein binding. The transcript is spliced from 15 exons.